CUCAUCUCUCAACACAAUAUCAUCCUUUUAUCUCUUUUACCCACUCUAAUCCUGUUCCUAAGUCUGUCAAAAGCAUUGUCAAAUCAAGUUAGUGAAAAGCUAUAGAAGAUGAGAUGAGAGCGCUGGAGCAUGGAUCGUGGUUCUUUUCUUUUGACCAUAGCUGAACCAUUAGUUUAUCAUAAUUAACUAAAGCAAAGAGAAUAGCGUAUUCUAGUUCUCAUUCAUUACCUCUGUUUUGUCGGAUGCUGUGUUUUUUUAUAUUUAAAUGGAAAUUAUUUAUUAAAUAUUUAUUGAUUCCUAGUUUAAGUUAUGAAAUAGUGCAUGUUAAGGUGCUUGUUACCAUAUUGUACUAGCUGGGUCCCUGCAUGAAUGAUCUGGAGGUAGAUCAAAUCUAGUGUAUGUUGUUACGUUAUUAUCCUUGCUAGUUGUUGUUUAUAAGAAAAACAAGCCAGCAAGAAUUUAAUUGAUCAUUAAACAUUCCUAAGGAAGCAUUGGUGAAGGCUUUAUACAAGCUGACCUUGUCUUUGAAUCCUUGCAGGUAUGAGCUUCCAGUCUCUUUUCGAUGGACUGGACAAAAGAGAGGCUGAUGAUCCCUGCCAGUACCUUCCAGCUAUACGGACCCCAGGUGAAACUGGUCAAUCGGUUGAGACCCGAACUGCAUGCUGCAACGUCAGAACAUUGUCUGACAGGAAUGCAUGCUUUACUUGCAACAGCAUACAAGAAGCACAAGCUCAGACGGUCAAAGGGACACUUUUGGUAAUGUGUGUGCAUCGUUUAUGGCUUGCUCUUCUUGAUCGCUCAUGAGGUCGCAUGCGAAGGAGACUAUUCUGAAGGGUGGAUUGGGCUUUUCUCCAGGUGUUUCAGGAUUUCGGGUAUUGAUUUGGCUGCUAAGUGACCCCCAAUUGAGCUCUUGUGGUGAUUGGCGAUCAUGGAUGAGAUUAUUCUGCCAGUGAACUGUAAUUUUCUUGCAGAAGAGGACAACCGAAGGAGACCAAGGGAGUCUGGGAUUGAAGGGGAAAAGGUUGGGCAGGUGACAAGUAGGAUGGAGGAGAUAUCUUAAACUAGAAAACUAUCAUGAAAAAGACUAGUAAGAUGAAGGGGAUAUCUAAAAUUUCUGAGGGGUGGUGACAACAGUCAUUGCUGGGGAAUUGACAUAACUGCAGCAGCGAGGUUAUCACUUGUUAGAUACCUGCGGAGGGAGAAUAUCUUUCCUGAGGCUUGACGAACCUGAAUUCCACUACUACAUGAAGCCUGGAGACUGUAAGUUUGGUGCGAGUUUCAUCAUCCUAAUCCCAAAUUGUGUCUUAAGUCCACUGGGUCUUCCCUUGCGUCCUGUAAGUUGACUGUAAUCGAUAGGCCUCAUUGGCUAGUCCUGUGCCUUCCGGUUUGUUAUGAAGUCCUAAACCUUUGUUACUGACGCAAUAAAUUUAUUGGGCUCAGUACCUCUUGCAACUCCACAGUUUAAUCGCAUUGAGUCCCGGAACUGUGAAGCUCGAGCAACAAGCGAGGCGAUUAAACACCAGGAUAGUGAAGCAGAAGCAACACAUGAGAUGAUUAAACCCCAGAGUUCUGGAGAUGGAGCAACAAGCGAGGCACUAAACCCAAGACUCGUGAAGCUGGAGAAACACAUGAGGUGAUUAAUCCUUAGCAUUGUGAUGCUGGAGCAACAAAUGAGGCGAUUCAACCCGAGAAUUGUGGUACUGGAGCAGCAAAUGAAGGCUACCAGGAAUAUGUUCCAGCAAUCAAAUGCUGUGACUAUUAUGAGAACAUAAUCCGAGCACUCAACACCUAGACCUGACCCCAGAGCCACAUCAGCAGCCUCUUGUGGCGUUCAGCUUGAAGUCGGAAAAUCUCAUCAAUGAGACGGAGGUGAUCAUCGAGGAGGAAAAGAGUGGAAGCUUCGUAUGUCGAAGAAUGUUGAAUUGUCGACAAUGCCCUUGGAUGAGGUAUAUUGGAUAUUUGAUGCGAUGAAUUUUAUUGUUAAAAGUUCAGUAUUUCUUUCUUUUAUUGUAUUUUCUCAAUAUUAGUC
Molecule: messenger RNA, 2029 nt
Organism: Asparagus officinalis (garden asparagus)
Lineage: Eukaryota; Viridiplantae; Streptophyta; Magnoliopsida; Asparagales; Asparagaceae
Product: protein ROS1-like
Exons: 3
Coding region: 541-804 (87 amino acids)
Molecular function (GO): DNA N-glycosylase activity; DNA demethylase activity
Source: RefSeq, a predicted model, not a curated record